Molecule: messenger RNA, 2654 nt
Organism: Bradysia coprophila
Lineage: Eukaryota; Metazoa; Arthropoda; Insecta; Diptera; Sciaridae
Product: piggyBac transposable element-derived protein 4-like
Source: RefSeq, a predicted model, not a curated record
CUGAACAAUCAUCGAUUAGUAUUGCUGAACAAUCAUCGAUAAUUUCUGUCAGCGCUCACAAGUUUAUGAUUAAAGUCAGUGAUGAUUUCAGCAAUGAAAAUCAUCACUGAUUGGAGAACUGAAAUUCAGCGAUCAUUUUAUUGAUGAUCAUCAAUAAGCAAUUCAUCGUUUUUUAUUGGUGAUUUAGUUCAAUGAAUUUAUAAACUAACAUUCAAAAUUAUGAGUAAUCGAGAAUAAUAUAUUCUUUGCUACCCUCGUAGAGUCUAAAUGAUGAUAAAAUUGUGUUAUGAACUUAUGGAUUGCUAAUAAGUUUGUUAUGCAAUGCCAUCGAUUUCGUACACUGAAAACAAACCUAAAACAAAGUAGUCUACUAGACAGUAAGUGUCGUGUUUGUCAUAUUGUUUUAGUAAGAUUGUCGUAAAGUUGUCUACUGUAUCCAAAUAUCAUAAUGAUUCGGUAAUUAACGAUAAUUAGCCAUUAUUAAUCAUUGUAUUGACAUUUUUAAUCGCUAUUUCGUAAUAAAUAGGACUAAUAAACGUCGGCGUACAGUAUUGGAAUCGGACUCUGAAGAUUCUGACAUUGACAAUGACGAUACAUCUUAUGAAGAAUCAUCGUCUGGCGAAGACGAUGAGGAAAUAGUUGCUUGUUCAGUGCCACGCAGUUCUAAAGAAACAGUUAUUUGGAAAGCUUGCACUCAAAAAUUUGUUCCACGAAAAUCGAUUCCUGAAUUCAAAGAACCAGAAACGUUUAUCGAUAAACAUCAUACCAUUACCGAAGUGUUCUUCAAGUUAUUUCCCAAGAGUAUGUUUAUGUGGAUAGCUCAGUGUACUAACGAGAGGUUAACAGUUUUGAGUAACAAAAAAGAGAAAGACAUUCCCCUAACCGAUUGGCAUGAAAUUAUGGUUGUUAUUGGGUGCUUGCUCGUGAUGUCUUACAAUCGUGUACCUCACAUGUACAUGUAUUGGUCUGGAAAUAAAUCAGUCAGAAACGAUACGAUCGCAAAUGCUAUUUCACGGGAUCGAUUUAUGUUACUCCAUUCAAAAUUAUAUUUCAACAUUCCGGCUAAACCAGCUGGAGCAAGCAAGACUUACUACAUGACAGAAGUUAUAAAUUGUCUGAAGAAAACAUUUAACCAGUUCCGGUCUGAGGCUGUAUAUCAAAGUAUUGAUGAAACAAUGGUGAAAUGUAAGGCACGAACGUCCAUGAAACAGCGAAUGCCACAAAAACCAGAGAAAGAUGGCAUCAAAAAUUGGACCCGAGCAGAUGCUGUUUCUGGUUACGUUUAUGAUUUCAACGUUUAUGAAGGGGCACAAAAAGAAAAUGUAGAAGGUACAUUAGGUGAACGGGUGGUGACUACCCUAUGUGACACGAUAAGAGAAAAAGAUGUUGCAAUCAUCAAUGACCGAUUUUUUACGUCUGUUUAUUUGAUGCAAACAUUACCGUUUGCAUGUGUUGGAACAGUGAUGACGGGCCGAAGAAAUCUGCCAGAUUUGACUGGAAAAUUGAAACGAGGAGACUCAAAAUCAAUGUGUACUAAUGAUGGUGUAAUAUGCUUCAAGUGGCAAGAUUCGAAAGAGGUUACUUUGUUGUCUAAUUGUCACGACGCAACCAUAGCGACCGCAGAGCGAACCCAAAAAGACGGUUCCAAAAAAACGUUUGAUUGCCCAGAAGCAAUUGUGUUCUACAAUAAAUACAUGGCAGGAGUGGAUAAAGCCGAUCAAUAUUCGACUUACUAUCAAGUCGAUCGAAAGUCAAAUAAGUGGUGGAAAAGGAUGUUCAACCGUCUCUUAUUGAUAACUGUCAGUAACUGCUGGAUAUUAUUCAAGACGCCUAAAGAAAAACCAUUGUCUUUGAUCGAUUACCUCAUUCCAUUAUCUGAAGACUUAAUUGAAAUCGGGAAACUUGGAACAAAUUAUCAGAGAAAGUUAGGGGCUGGUCGACCAUCCAAAAGACUGAAACUAAUGGGAAAUGUUGGCCACCAACCCAUACGAGGACAAACCAAACGAAGAUGUGCUUUUUGUACAGAGAAAAAGAAGCAAUCAAGGUCAUUCUACACAUGCAGCACCUGUGAGAUUCCACUGUGUAUUGAUUGUUUCGCUCCAUACCAUAAAUAAUCGUAGCUGAUCUCAUUACAUCGCAGAAACUAUUUUAGGGACAACGUUUAAAAAAUUCUCUAUUUUUCCAUGAAAAGAUUUGAAGAAAAUAACUAGAAAAAAUUGAGAAAAUGUUGGAAAACGUUUUCCCUAAAAUAGUCCUUGGUUAUGGUAUGUCGGCAGUGUACUUACAUUUUUUGAUGUUUAUAAUUGAAGUACGAUUUUAACCGAAAUUAGAUUAAUCCAGAAUGCAAAGUUUAAUUUUUUUUUCAAACACUAAACUUCUCAAAGACAAAGACUUUUGAUUUGGCUACGAAAGAGUUAAUUCAUAUAUUUUAAUUCUUUUGAUAAAAGUGCGUUCAAGGUCUCAGUGAUAUAAUACAAUUCCUCUGUCCCAAUCAUUUUCGAAUAUUUGAGUGCAAACUUGAUGCAAUGCUGAAUUACAUUUCGUAUUAGUUCGAUGUCACAAUUUUCUUCCACUUUCAUUGCGUUGACCUUGACAUAAAUGAACAACGGGUCCUUUUCUAGUGCAUCUGCUCGCAUACACCCGUUAGUACAUAG